AAAAAAAAAAAGAAAAUCGAAAACGACUUAUAAAAUCUUAACUGUUUUCUAAUCUAAUCGGGAAUUUUUAUUUGCCGUAAGUGUAAAGAACAAAAAUUGAGUAACUAAAGUGUAGAUACAUAUAAAAAAUAGCAUUUCUGAAGUUAGUACGUUGAGACACAAAAAUGUUGAGUUAACCCACGAAUGUACCAAGUGUAGAAACGAACGUGCGAACUAACGAAUGGAAAACGAAAGCUGCGAAAUAAGCAGAGAAUGUAGGUAGUAGAGCGACAUAAUAAGAAGUGGUUAAAUUGGAUGCCAAAUGAAACGUAACUGGUAGACAACGAGAAAAAUAUUGUACGUAGGGCACAUAGCAGCAGAAGUGUAUCUAAAGAAUAAAUCAAACAAAUUUCAAAUUUCAAAAUUCGAAACAAGUUUGUGUACGAAAAUUAACGAAACAGUGAAAUUAUAGGAAAACCAAACAAAACCAAAUUAAACGCAAUUGUAUCAUUAUAUGUACAUAAAAAAAUAAUUAAUAAAAAUAAAAAUAAAGAAAAUAAAAAAAAAAAAGUAAAAAUAAAAAAAAAAAACUUACGCUGAGUGUGUGUUUCCAAGCAAGCGUUUUCACAGCUUUGUAAUUAAUAAAUGAAAAUAUUCGAAUGUUCAAUAGUAACGUGUUGCUGCUGCUGCAUAUCAUUUACGAUCAAAUUAACGAAAUUUAACAAAAUUUCAUAUAAAUAAAUAUAAAUUAAAAUAUAAAUACAAAUAUCAUAUCACAAAACCUUGUGUACGCGUGCGCACAGGCGAAUAAAUUUAAAAUCAUUUUGAAAGUGUAAAUUCUAAUUGGCAUCUAAAUAUUAUAUAUUUCCCCUACUAUAUUUAUGGAUAUACCCAGCCAAUUUUUCUAAGUUGUUUUGUGCCACCAAACCACGCAGUGCAGUGUUUGAAAAGUAUCUAUAGUAAAAUUAUAACAAGUAGCCAAACAUUAAAACGACAAGUAAACCAAAAUGUUUACAGAAGGUAUUUUCCCGAUUGGCGAUGGCCUAUUGGACAUCAAUGAGGAUCGCCUUAAAGAGCUACUGGUAGCGGACGAUAUUAACGAGAUCUAUGAAUUGGAACAAACACCAUUUGCCAGAGGCAAAUUCGCUGCUGUGCGCCGUGCAAUACACAAGAAUUCCGGUGUACAUUUCGCUGCUAAAUUUCUUAAACGACGCCGACGCGCUCAAUCCUCAGAUAAGGAAAUCAAACAUGAGAUCGCUGUACUAAAGCUAUGCGACGGGGCUGAAAAUAUUGUCAAAUUGAAUGCAGUGCACGAGUCACGCUCCGAUACCGCAUUGCUGCUGGAACUAGCGACCGGUGGUGAGCUACAAACAUUCUUGGACAAUGAGGAAUGCCUCAGUGAGGCACAUGCACGCUAUUGCAUGCGUGAGGUACUUAAAGCAUUACAAUAUCUGCACAAACGUUCAAUUGCACAUUUGGACCUGAAGCCACAAAAUAUAUUGCUCACUGGUGAGCGUAUUGAAGAUGGUUUGAAACUAUGCGAUUUUGGCAUCUCACGCGUCGUUGCCGAAGGCACAAAUGUGCGUGAGAUUGUCGGCACACCGGAUUAUGUUGCGCCCGAAGUUUUACAAUACGAACCACUUUCCUUGCUGACAGACAUUUGGUCGGUGGGCGUUUUGGCUUAUGUACUAUUGUCUGGAUUUUCACCUUUCGGCGGCGAAACAAAACAGGAAACGUUCCUCAAUAUCUCACAAUGUGCACUGACAUUUCCGGAUAAAUUGUUUGGUGGAGUGUCCGCUGUGGCCAUUGAUUUUAUACGUCGCGCAUUGCGAAUAAAGCCAAAUGAUCGCAUGACCGCUGCAGGAUGUCUCGAGCACAUUUGGUUAAAAGACGAAUGCUCCAUCGAUAGACAAAUCCUCUCAGAUAUCACCAAAUCAACGACAGUCGACUCAGCCGCAGCUGCAGACGAUGAGGAUGAUGAUGAAGAUGAAGACGAAGACGAUGUGGAAGAGGACGGCGAUGAGGAAUUAGAAGCGAAUGAAGCUGAAAUAGAAAACAAAAUGUCACACGAUGAUGAAGAUGAUGAUGAUGAUGACGACAUUGUGGAGCAUGAUGUAGAUGUCAAUAUAAGCAUUGAUAAUGCUGAACAAGUAAAUGGUACAAAUGGUAGUAAAAUGGAAUCAUCCGAUUUGGAAGAAGUAGUAGACGAGGAGGAGGAGGAGCAGCAGCAGGAGGCAGGGAAGAAGGCGCAAACAAACAAAAAACUUAUUGUAACAAAUGGCAAAGCAGCAGUAGCAGCAGCAUCAGCAGCAACAAAAAACAGCGCCACCACCAAUGGUUAUAGCAAUUGCAAUGGCCGCACGGCUAACCACUACAAUACCACCAACAAUGCCACGACGCGCUACAAUGGCUCACACACCAACACACACACUAAUGGCUUAAGCACUGCAAAAUAUGCCAAUGGCACACCCACUGCGGGCCCCACUAUUGUUUCACCGACAACAACACAAAGAACAACCGCCAUUGUAACGGUGCCAGCUAUGCGUGCCACAACUAUACCUCUACAAUAUAACGGCAUUUGCGUUGGCCAACAACGCCAACAACAAACGCAGCAACAGCAGCAGCAGAAGCAUCAACAACAAUUGCAGGUACUUGCACGUCGCCAUUCAUCCUCGGAUUCCAAUAAGGAGAACACCUUUUUGACCACCAAAAAAAUACCGCCAACAACCGCUAAUAUCGGCAGCGUUGUCAAGAAACCGCUUACGGCUACAACAACAACGACAAUUGUUAUAACAGGCAGUGAAAUGGGCGAGGCGGCAGCAGCAGCGACUGUGGCUGCCACCCCAAAUGUGGUCGCCACAUUUACGCUCCCCAACGGCUAUAAUCAACACGGUGGUGGCAGCAGCAAUGGCAGUCACGGCAGUAGCCAUCAUAGUAACAAUAACGCGCAUAGCGAAAAGUAUAUAACAACAACAACAGCCACACACUGCCUCUUUCCCGAUGCGCCGACCACACCGAAGGUGAUACGUAAAACUCCCAAUACAGAGGCUUCACCCACUUCGGUAAAGGCGUUAGUGAAAAAAUUCCAACUAGAAGGUGGCAAUGCGGCGAGUCCUAAUGGUUAUGAAAAGCAUGCGGCAGCACAUUUGAAAGAGGCACAAACAACAAAUCAACAAACAGCGGUACACACAAACGGCGUUGCAGGCGCAACAAUGCAGCAUAUGAAUGGCAGCAGCGGCAGCGGCAGCGGCGGCAAUAAGAAGUCACCGCUCACCAAUGGCAUUGCUAAGAAAAGUGAAGCGUUGCGUAAAUAUGCGGAGAAUGGUAGAGCGAACAAUGCUUUAGCCAACGGUCGACGUGCCUCCGAACCAACGACUGUAACACAAGUAACGGUAGCGCAUAGCCGCACCGCUAGCGGUGGUGGUGUUGGUGUUGGUGGUGGCUCACCAGUUAGCUAUAAAUCCACUUGUGUACUGUGCAUCAGUUGUGGCGGUAGCAAAGCAAGCACGGCCGUCAGCUCAACAGCCAACGGUUGCCGACACACAAUGGAUAAAUACAAUAAGAAUGCCAGCAACAAUAAUGUUAGUAAGAGUAAUAGUAAUUCGAAUGGCACUGCCACCGUCACCGCGACAGCCAUUGUUAAUGGCAGCAGCAGCAGCAGCACUACACUAACAACGACCACCACUGCAAUGCUCAUGGGCAAUCACCAACAGCAACAUGCUACACAUCAUCACAUCAACAGCGUACAACAUCACACGCAUCCGCAUCCGCAUCACCAUCACCAUCAUCACAUGCACGCCGUGGCGGCGGCGGCGGCGGCAGCUGCUGCGAAAAAUGGCACAACCAACAAUUUAAGCUUAGAUCAGGGUAUUAUUUGUUAGCUAAGGGCCAGUCAGGCGCGAAGAAAUGCCAGAAAUUUCUUUAACCGAUUUCUAUGUUGUAUGUAGUAUUGCUUUGAUGCUGUGUAGGAUGUGGUGGCGAGUGUGAGCUAGAGCUAGUAGGCGCAACUACUAACUAGCCGCUUGUGGGCACGAAGGCACACACACACACACACAGCUAGGCUGGCAACUGUAUGAAGUUGAAGUUUUGUUGCAAAUUUAACGCGUUUCUUCUAUUAUUCUUAAUUAAAAUAUGCUUUUGGUAUAAGCAAUGCUUAGAAAAAAGUCUAUAAAAAUAAAGAAAAAUAUGCAACAACGCAACAACAACCAAUAAUGCUUCGCCUGCAAGCACAUCGCGCUUACUUACCAUACCAUAAAGCUACAUGAGUGGCGGCAGCAUCGAAAUCGGUGCGUGCGUACACAUUUUACGCAGCUUAAUUUAAUUUAAUUAAGUGUGUAUGUGUGUGUUCUAAUUUUACAGCUAAUUGAAUAAUUUUAAAGUAAUUAAAAUA
Messenger RNA from Ceratitis capitata (Mediterranean fruit fly), 4369 nucleotides. It is a transcript of the gene Drak, whose product is annotated as death-associated protein kinase related. Bases 987 to 3860 code for a protein of 957 amino acids. Gene Ontology annotation, molecular function: ATP binding; protein serine/threonine kinase activity. Gene Ontology annotation, cellular component: nucleus. Lineage: Eukaryota; Metazoa; Arthropoda; Insecta; Diptera; Tephritidae. Gene Ontology annotation, biological process: positive regulation of apoptotic process; protein phosphorylation; intracellular signal transduction. The record is from RefSeq and is a predicted model, not a curated record. The transcript is spliced from 5 exons.